AUUCCCAGACCAAGUCGAAGCUCAAACACAGAGAGACAAGCUCAAAAACUCACCAAUUCACAAAAGCAAGCUAAACCCACCAAUCCAAUGCGCUUUUAAGGCCGUCUGAUGAGCAUAAAACUUGUUACAUCGCGGAGAAAAUGGACGGUCUUGCUCUCACCGUUGCUCAAAAACUCACCAAUUCACAAAAGCAAGCUAAACCCACCAAUCCAAUGCGCUUUUAAGGCCGUUUGAUGAGCAUAAAACUUGUUACAUCUCCGAGAAAAAUGGACGGUCUUGCUCUCACCGUUGCCACUGCCGGUACAGUCUUCUCAUCUUCUUUCUGUACGUUUCGGCGGAUACCCAUUUGCACAUUUUCGUUCAAAACGAGAAGAAGAGUGAUAAAGACUAGAAAUUUUUGUCGAGGGUCCAAAAGAUUUGCAGUUUUUGCUUCGAAAGAAGAGCCCAAGCUCGACCCUUUGGACCAAAUGGAGCUCCAGUUCGGACGCUUGCUCGGUGAGGACCCAAAACUCACCCUUGCCAAGAUAAUGGGUAGGAAAGCAAAUCCUGAUGCUACUUUUAUUGACAUAGAGAAGAGUUUUUACAAGAACAAGGGUAAAAUGGAUGAAGUAAAAGGAGUCCCUAUUGAUUGGGCUAAAGAUGGGCAGUCAUCAAGUUCAUUGGAUGGCCUGAACUUGAUUCGGCCUGUUCCAAAGAAAGGAUUUGAGUUCAAAUCUGAUGAUAAUGAUAAGCCAAUUGUAUCUAAGAUUAAAAAGCCGAGUCGGUCAGUUGGGAAGGCUGCAGAAGGCAUUAAACAUAGUGUUCCUAAUGUUAUUUUGAGGAAGCCCAAUAUGGUCAAUGAGCCUGAUGUUGAUGAUAAACCAUCUAGGUUGAGACUUAGACCAAAUUUGUCGUUGAAAAUGAGGAACCGGCAAGCAAAGGAGGAAUUUAGUGACAUGACAUUGUUGCGCAAACCUGAACCAAUGAGUGUGAAUGAAAGUAGUGAUGCAAAAGAAGAGCGCAAGGAUGAUGUGAGUGACGUUACUUUGUUAAACAAGCCCAAAGCAAUUGAUAUCAAGACACAGAUUGAAAGUUCCGCAGAGCAGGUUGCUAGUGUAGAUUAUGUAGAGUCUGAUUUAGUUUCUGCAACCGUAACUAAUGGCUCAAAACGGUUGUCGGAGUUGACUGGAAGUGCCAAUGUAACACCUAGCAAUCAUGAGGAAUCAGUGGAGAUUUCAUUUACUGAGAAACCUACUCGAUUACAGCCAGAUGAGCCAAGUGUUGUAAGUUCCGGUGAGGAGAAGAUAGAGAAGGGACUUCCUCAUACAAGUUCAGUUUUUUCCAGUGCCAACUUGUCCGUGGAAGCUGCACUAGUGGGAAAACCAAAAAGAUUAGACCAAUCUGUGAAAGGGACAUCAGUUAGUCCUGUAAGUGCAAAGAAACCUAUUGGAUCUGAGAAUGUUCUUGUUAAAUCACCUGUGGAGGGAAUUGAAGAUGCUGAUUGGACUAGAGCAGAAGGCCUUCUAAAGACAGGAGAUAGAGGAGAGGUGGAACUUAUAAGCUGUAGCACGAGAGGUUUCGUUGUAUCUUUUGGUUCUUUAAUUGGAUUUCUUCCAUACAGAAACCUUUCGUCCAAGUGGAAGUUCUUGGCUUUUGAGUCAUGGUUAAGAAGGAAGGGUUUAGACCCAUCAUUAUACAGGCAAAAUUUAGGAAUUAUCGGGAAUUACGAGGCUGCAACCAAUAGUUCUCUUCUUAGAUCAAGCAUAGAUCCGAAAAUUGAUAUAGAAGUUGGAGGAGAAAUUUCACCAGAUAUGAAACUGGAAGAUCUUCUCAAGAUUUACGAACAAGAGAAAAUUAAGUUCUUGUCAUCAUUUGUUGGCCAGAAACUCAAAGUAAAUGUACUGUUAGCGAACAGAAAAUCUGGAAAGCUUUUAGUCUCACUAAAGCCAAAAGAAAAGGAGGAGUUGAUUGAGAAAAAGAGAAGUCUUAUGGCUAAACUUCAAGUUGGGGAUGUUGUCAAGUGCUGCAUUAAGAAGAUUACUUAUUUCGGUAUUUUUGUGGAGGUUGAUGGAGUACCGGCAUUAAUACAUCAGACAGAAGUAUCCUGGGAUGCCACACUGGAUCCCGCGUCAUAUUUCAAAGUUGGCCAGAUCGUGGAGGCAAAAGUUCACCAACUGGAUUUUGCACUUGAUCGCAUAUUUCUAUCACUAAAGGAGAUUAUGCCUGAUCCAUUGAUAGAGGCCUUGGAAUCUGUGGUGGGUGAUCAUGAUCCCUUAGAUGGGAGACUUAAAGUGGCUGAAGCAGAUACUGAGUGGGCUGAUGUGGAAUCUCUCAUUAAAGAGUUGGAACAAAUUGAAGGGAUCGAGUCUGUAUCGAAAGGCCGCUUUUUCAUGAGCCCGGGUUUAGCUCCGACAUUUCAGGUUUAUAUGGCAUCCAUGUUUGAGAACCAGUACAAGUUACUUGCAAGAUCGGGAAACAAAGUACAGGAGGUAAUAGUUCAAACGUCAUUGGGUAAAGAAGAGUUGAAAUCUACAAUUCUAACAUGUACCAACAGAGUGGAGUAGUUAGUCUAAUUCCAUGGGCUUUUCCAGAAUAUAUUACAGUCUGAAAAAACAAAAGAAAGAAAAUCAUAUCAAA
Molecule: messenger RNA, 2616 nt
Organism: Morus notabilis
Lineage: Eukaryota; Viridiplantae; Streptophyta; Magnoliopsida; Rosales; Moraceae
Exons: 14
Coding region: 234-2543 (769 amino acids)
Molecular function (GO): nucleic acid binding
Source: RefSeq, a predicted model, not a curated record